Molecule: messenger RNA, 1253 nt
Organism: Strigops habroptila (Kakapo)
Lineage: Eukaryota; Metazoa; Chordata; Aves; Psittaciformes; Psittacidae
Exons: 2
Coding region: 506-1216 (236 amino acids)
Source: RefSeq, a predicted model, not a curated record
GCUCUGCCGUCAUCCCCCCGCGCCGGGCGGUGUCAUGGCGGCGGUGCAGGCGGAGGGGAAGGCGGAGGCGAAGGUUCCUGCCAAGAAACACCAAGGGCUGGAACUCACCCGCGUCUGCCCCGGGAGCAGGGUCAGGCCCCACAUCUCUGCUCCUGCCAGCGCUGCCGAGCCCUGCAGCCACUGGAUGGUGCCAUCAGAGCGCUCCACACCCCGCAGCACGGGCUGGGCCAUUGCUCUCGGCUCCAGCAGAGGCAGAACUGCCUUUGGAAGCUGCCAGCGACCAACAAGAGCUGAGGAGCGGCUGCAGAAGGGCUCUGCUGUGGGGCUGAAGGCCAAGGGUGGUGCAGGGGAAAGGAGAGGCUGCAGAGCCUCAGCCCUUGGGCUUCUUUGAGAGGAGGUGGCGGUGGUGCCCUUGAGCCUGGCUGUUCUCCAGCCUGCCCUGCCCUGAACGGUCUCCACUGGCCUCUGCCGUGGGCACCAGCAGAGACAGGAUGUUCCUGCACAAAUGUCUGCCCCUGCUUCUGGGGCUAAUUCACUGAUGAGAGCUCUUCUGCAUCCAAAUGCAGAUCGUGUUUUACAGUCAUACAGUCACAGACUGGUUUGGGGUGAAGGGACCUUAAAGCUCAGCCAGUUCCAGCCCCUGGGUGCCCAGUGGCCAUGGGCACGAUGCUGCCGCCAUCACAAAGCCGUGGCGGUCGCUGUGGAGACGCCCAUUGUGACGGGGGCCCCCCCGGUGAGCGUGGGCUAUUUAAGGAGCGAGAGCCCUGCAGGAACCAGUGCAGAGGAGACCCCUCCGUCGGGAGGCUGCAUCUCCCCUGGCUGCCCUGCGCAUCCAGGUGUGCGAGGCCACGGAACCCGUCACCGGAGGCAACGGGAGAUGACAACUGCCCCACGGAACACAAGCUACCGGUGGAGGAGGCAACAGCAGCUCCUCUGGUGGUUCCCGUCUUGGUGUCUUGGUGCCGGUGACGCCUGUGGACGCACGAGCGUGGAACGAGGUGGGUGGCGAUCGUGUUCUUCGGGUGCUUUAGGAGUUCCCAAGAACACCUCAAGUGACUUCACCAGAGUCGCUGCUUUGGACUCGGUGUGCGAGUUCCUCUGGCUGAGCCGGCAGCCGAGUGCUCCGGCUGCCUUAAAUCCUGGGAUCUCCCUUCAUUUCUUGUGGGGAGAACAAGGGCCUGUGGGGACAGGACAAGGGGGAACGGCCUUAACCUGACAGAGAGGGGAGAGUGAGAUGAGAUCUCAGGCAGAAG